Messenger RNA from Suillus bovinus, 579 nucleotides. RefSeq lists its product as uncharacterized. The coding region runs from base 1 to 579 and encodes 192 amino acids. The record is from RefSeq and is a predicted model, not a curated record. Gene Ontology annotation, molecular function: sterol 24-C-methyltransferase activity. Gene Ontology annotation, biological process: ergosterol biosynthetic process. NCBI's taxonomy places the organism in Eukaryota, Fungi, Basidiomycota, Agaricomycetes, Boletales, Suillaceae. The transcript has 3 exons. Gene Ontology annotation, cellular component: endoplasmic reticulum.
AUGUCGCUUCGCCCUGGUAUGCGCGUACUUGAUGUCGGAUGCGGCGUCGGCGGUCCCGCGUGCGAGAUUGCCCGGUUUUCCGACACCACCAUCAUUGGACUGAAUAACAACGAUUUUUGGAUUCAGCGUGCCCGCAAGCAUCAGUUUACAGUUUGGCGUUUACGAGUGGUGCAUGACCGACGCGUUGCGGCGUGGAAUUCAUCAAUCCCUGCGCACAAGGAAUUUGCUCAUGCCAUUGAGCUUGGAAACGGUAUCCCAAAGAUGCGUCACAUGAAGAACGAAGCCAUGGUCAAUGCUGGCUUUACUGUUGAACAUGGAGAGGAUCUGGCUGAACGCCCUGAUGUAAUGAAGUCCCAUGGUAUUGCCCACUUGAAGCGAAUGAGCUGGAGCGGCAAGCUUGUUUCACACACAAUCAAAUUCAUGGAGAUGCUUAAUCUUCUGCCCAAAGGCACUUAUGAUGUUGGCGAGUCCCUCAAGGUUGCUGCUGAUGCGAUUGUGAAAGGUGGCCAGACAAAUUCUUCACGCCCAUGUACCUCGCAAUCUGCCGCAAGCCCACGUUCUCUCCCAAUGUUAGACUAG